AUGGCUUCGAAAGAAUACAAGUUCCCGGCUUUUGAUGAGGCGCCCAAAGUCGAGGGCAUGCCCCAAGGUAAUCUCUGGGGAUUCUUCGAUGAAGAUGGAAAGAAGGAUGAAGUAGGAACAAUCAAUCUCCUCACUCCCUCUGUCGUGACGCGCGCAGCGCGCGAAGAAAUCCGCAACGGCACCUCAAUCCAGCUCGACUGGGAACUGCACAAUGUGCAAUUCCCCGGAUUCAACCGCAAGCCGUUUGCGCAAAAACACAUCGACUUCAACACCUUCUCGUCGCUGUGCGCAAACGACGACGAAAUUCACAUCAACACGCAAGCGGGCUCGCAGUGGGAUUCGCUCAAGCACUUUGCGCAUCAAGCGACCGGUACCUACUACAAUGGGCUGACGCAUGCCGAAGCGGCAAAGAGCGAUCGGAAUGGCACGCAUAAGUGGUGUGAGCGCGGCGGGAUUGUGGGCAGGGGUGUGCUGUGUGAUUGGGUGAGGUGGUAUGAGGAGACAAAGGGGAAGGCGGCGCCGAGUGCGGUGUCGAGGCAUGAGAUUCCGCUGGAGGAGGUGGAGGAGGUGUUGAAGUGGCAGGGGACCGAAGUUAGACAGGCGGAUGUGUUGAUUAUUAGGACGGGAUAUGUGAGGUGGCAUAAUAAUGCAACAGAAGCGGAGCGCAAAUCUGGCACCCAAGAUAACAACCUUGCCAUCGGCUUGCAAGCCUCGGAGCGCACCGUCCGCUGGUUUUAUGACCGCCACUUUGCCGCCGUUGUUGCCGACAACCUCGCUUUUGAGGCUUGGCCCCCGAAGUAUACCGAUGGCUGGUGUUUGCAUGAGUGGUUGCUUGUGCAUUGGGGCACGGCGAUUGGCGAAAUGUGGGAUUUGGAGAAGUUGAGUGAGAAGUGUAAGCAGGAAGGGAGGUAUAGCUUUUUCUUGACCAGCGCGCCGUUGCAUGUUAGGGGUGGGAUUGGAAGUCCGCCGGGGGCUAUUGCCAUUUUUUAG
Messenger RNA from Bipolaris maydis ATCC 48331, 990 nucleotides. RefSeq names its product putative cyclase-domain-containing protein. NCBI's taxonomy places the organism in Eukaryota, Fungi, Ascomycota, Dothideomycetes, Pleosporales, Pleosporaceae. The record is from RefSeq and is a predicted model, not a curated record. Gene Ontology annotation, molecular function: arylformamidase activity.